Messenger RNA from Carcharodon carcharias (great white shark), 2011 nucleotides. Its product is annotated as WD repeat-containing protein 92-like. NCBI's taxonomy places the organism in Eukaryota, Metazoa, Chordata, Chondrichthyes, Lamniformes, Lamnidae. Bases 256 to 1338 code for a protein of 360 amino acids. Gene Ontology annotation, molecular function: ubiquitin binding. The record is from RefSeq and is a predicted model, not a curated record. The transcript is spliced from 9 exons.
UUUUAAAUCUGGUGCGAGAUUUAUUUUUACAACUUUAAAUAUUUUGUUCAUGGCGAUCUUUAAAAAGAACCCUGAAAUCAGAACUGGGCCUUAUUAGCAUUUGUUUAAAAAAUAUAACCACGAUUUUAAAGCAAUAUUUUAAGUUUUAAAUUUCUUUUGUUAGUUUGGACCAGAGCUUUAAGUAGCAGAGCUGUUUGGAACGAUCUGUGUUCUUUAAAUAGAAUUGAAGAGCAGGGUCGCUAUCCACCCCGCGCGAUGUCCGACAGCCUCAAGCCCCGCCUGGUGUCUCUCUGCCAUCGGAAAGUGCCUCUCACCCCCUUCGGGUGCCUGUGGAUCCCGUGUAGCAACCGAUUCGUCUGCCUGGGGACAGGCCCCGGGGCACCAAGUAGGGGUAUCAUCGGGGUGUACGGGACAACGAGCGGGGAGAUCAGAGACGUGCACAUGAUCGAAAAGCCCAGAGCCUUCAGGUGCGGCACGUUUGGAGCUACCAGUAUGCAACAGAGGCACCUGGCAACAGGAGACUUUGAAGGCAAUCUUCACAUCUGGAACCUGGAGGCAUCUGAAGCUCCACUCUAUACAGCCAAAGCACAUCGAGAAAUCAUUAACUGCAUCGAUGGUGUAGGUGGGCUUGGAAUCGGACAGGGGGCCCCAGAGAUAGUCACGGGCAGCAGGGAUGGUACAGUCAAGGUCUGGGAUUCACGACAAAAGGACCUUCCUGUGGCCAAUAUGGAGCCUGCAGCUGGAUUUAACAGGAGAGACUGUUGGACAGUUGCUUUUGGCCACGCAUGUACCCAGUGGGACCGCUGUGUUUGCGCCGGAUAUGACAAUGGGGAUAUUAAACUAUUUGAUUUGCGAAACAUGGAAGUGCGAUGGGAGACAAAUGUCAAGAGCGGGGUUUGCUGUGUGGAGUUUGAUGGAAAGCUUACAAGUUUGAAUAAACUGGUGGCAACAACGUUGGAAGGAAGGGUCCAUGUCUUCAAUAUGCAGAAGUACCACAUGGAUAAUGGCUUUACCUCUCGGAGUGAGAAGCCGUACAAAUUUACAGCUUGGACGGUGCGACAUUUGCCUCAGAAUCAAAAUAUCUUCAUAACAAGUGGAGGAGCUGGCUGUCUGCAUCUGUGGAAACAUAUUGAAUCUUCGAUGCCGCACAAAAAGACUAACCACGAGCGAGAGGACAAGGAUUCAACAAGUGCCACCACGCUUUUGAACACCAUCUCACUCUCAUCUCAACCCAUUGGUAGCUUAGAUUGGAAUACAGAUAAGCAAGGCCUCUGUAUCUCUGCUUCCUUUGAUCGCAGCGUUCACAUCCUCAUCAUCACAGAGCAACAGAGUUUCUAAACACGGCAGCAAGGAGCACAGGAUGUGAGGAGGCAGCUAGAGUGAUCGUCAUGACUUGAAAUUUCUCAACAAUCUGUGGACGCUUCAAGAGUUUUAUCAGGGAAAAACCACUCAGAAUGUGGCAAUGUAGCAGAUGAUGUAUUUUGUUAAUAAGGAUUUAUACUGAAGCAAAAUGUUGAGUUGCUCAUCUCAUUGUUAUACCAGCCCCUUGGUAAAAUAAACAAUACUGUGAAGAAGUGUAUGUAGUGGAUUUAGCAGCAAAUGCAAAAUCACACCCAAUCAAGCAGGGUGUGGCAAUAGAACAAGGAAAGAUUGUCAAUCAGGCACAGAAUAUUUCAAGUACCGCACUAACAAUUAUAAACACUAAAUAACUAAAUGGAGAAACGAAUACCUCAUAAUAAUUACAAAGGUAUUCAGCUGGUGUCAAUUGAAAAGAGCAAAAGUAAAGUAAUUUAUAAUUAUCAAAAGCCAAUACCUUGAAAUUGCAACAAGGAUGAAACUCUUUCAAUCAGUUUUGCAGGUAUAUUCAGAGAAUUUUGGUUGCAGUCUUCAAAACGUGGUCCUGAAAAUACUCCAGGUUAUUUAAUUGUUUUGGAUCUGUUCUUUUGUCAUAAAAUCUUAUAGCGCAGAAGGAGGCCAUUCAGUCCAUGUGCCUGUUCUGGCUCUUUAAAGG